Molecule: messenger RNA, 6047 nt
Organism: Zeugodacus cucurbitae (melon fly)
Lineage: Eukaryota; Metazoa; Arthropoda; Insecta; Diptera; Tephritidae
Product: ATP-dependent DNA helicase pif1-like
Exons: 2
Coding region: 3509-5539 (676 amino acids)
Biological process (GO): DNA repair; telomere maintenance
Molecular function (GO): DNA helicase activity
Source: RefSeq, a predicted model, not a curated record
UUAAAACGCUUUUUGAACUCUGUUCAAGGCCAUUUAUUUGUAUGGAAUGUUAAUAUAUUCAGGGAAUAACGUCUCUGAUCAAUUUAAAUAUUUUUGGCGAAGUUCGUUCUUUGUUUUGUUGUGUAGUGUGUAAACAAAUAAAGAAGAUGGCUCUCCAACACGCUAACAUGACACAUACAUACCUAUGUAUGUACAUAUGAAACUGUAAAAUUUUGAACUUAAACGAUAAAUCGGUUUGAAUCAUUCGAAUUCUUAGAAUGAACAUUUCCUCACUUUUAGAUUUGCUUUGUUGUAGUAAACUAUUCACUACAGUGAAAUUAUUAUUUAUGAAUAAAGACUUUAUAUUUAAUAAAUUUUAGCUAAAAGAAACGUUUGGACUUUUAAUACAACAGCAUCUGCUUCUAUAGCGCCAUCUAGCCUAAUACAGCGCACUUAUUUAAUUACCUUACAACGUCAGACGUUAGUAUCACAAAUAAGUGUCAAUAAAUGUAUUCUGAUGUAGCGCCAUCUGCUGCAAUAGCACAUAUUGCUCUAAAUUUAACUCCAAAUGUACUCCAUACUUAUGUUGUGCUUAAGAUAAAACAGGAAAAUAGUGUUUUACAGUUCAUACUUAGGUUAUGCUUAAGCACUGAAAAUGAGAGGCUUAAGCAAUGCUUAAAUAACAGCUGAAUUUUGUUUUGAAUUUGCUUUGAAUUUUCAGCGACAUCUUUCAAUAACAGCUUAUACUUUUCCUUCAGUACCCAUAGGUGCUCCGACUCGCUAGUGAUGAAAUUUGGGGUUCUUUUGUUGUUUUCAUCAAUUUUUGAUAUAUGUCCAGGAUACGGACAUAUGAUACUUUUUAUCCCGUUCGACAGCGUUCCUCUGUGACUUGACAUGAGACGUUAGUCACUAUAAAACGUGGUAUAACAAAAAAGAAUCAGACUUGGAAUAACAAAACGCAAAUGACAGCUAUGUAAUUGACGUAAAAUGACAGCUAUGUAAUGACGUAUGGAUGGCAAUUUGAUAUUUGUAAGAAAUCAAUAUUAAAACUAUUUCUAUUAAAUAAAUAAUUAACAAGUGGAUUGAAGUGAAGUGAAGUUUAAUUAAUAAUGCCGCGACCAAGACGAUCGAAUCUUUCCCGACAAAGCCGUAAUGCAAGAAGAAUACAAAAUACUGCAAAUGAAAGGACUGAAGAAGAACAAGAAAUUGCACGUGAACAGCGCCGCAAUAGUAUGGCUCGACUUCGUGCUUCUCAAUCACGAGAGCAAAGUGAAGCAGCCCGUGAAACAGCUCGGUUGGCAAUGCAGAAUCGUCGAGCGAACAACAGAAGUCAACAAAUAGAUAAUUUGCGACGCAGAACAAGAUAUUUAGCUGAUUUGAAUCGAGCUGCGUUUCGAUACGAUUGCAACAAUGAUUACAGCUUGCAUCCUAGCGUUUGCAUUGGGCAAAUGGACGUUGUUUGCGAGUAUUGUGGUGCAUUAAAGUUUUCCGGAGAAACGCCUGGAUUAUGCUGCGUUAAUGGUAAAGUGAAAUUGCCAGUGUUGACUCCGCCACAUGAGCCAUUGUAUUCAUUGCUUUGCGGCGAAACACAAGAAUCACGCUACUUUCUUGCAAAUACUCGAAAAUACAAUAGUUGUUUCCAAAUGACGUCAUUUGGGGCAGACAUUAUCGAAGAAGGAGGUUUUAAUCCGACAUUUAAGAUACAAGGACAGAUUCACCAUCGAAUUGGAACAUUACUACCUUUCGACGAUACACAAAAUAAAUUUUUACAAAUAUAUUUCAUGGGCAACAUGGAAGAACAACUUGAUCGACGCCUAGGGAUCAAUGCAGGAAUGAAGCGAGCAAUUCUUCAAGACUUGCAGUGUCUGCUUCAUGAACAUCAUGCGUUGGUCAGGUUGUUUAAGAGUGCUUUAGAGCGCAUGCCAAAUGAUGACUAUAAAGUUGUCAUCAAAGCAGAUAAACGACCAUCUGGAACACACGAACGCACAUUUAAUGCUCCAACAGUAGACGAAGUUGCCAUCCUGAUUGUUGGUGAACAAUUGGAAAAACGCGAUAUUGUGCUUACACGUCGCGAUACUGGGCAACUGCAACAAAUAUCGGAAACUCAUCGAUCAUAUGACGCAUUGCAAUACCCACUGAUGUUUUGGCAAGGAGAAGAUGGAUAUUAUUUUAAUAUUAAAAUGAUAAAUCCAUUGAAUGGUAAAGUAUCAGUAUCUUAAUAAUGGUUAAUGUCUGUAUUAUUUGCCUUUGAAAUGGUUAAUUAUCAAAUUUUUAAUUUCAGGUGAAGAAACUACAAAGAAAGUUAGCUCAAUGAAUUAUUAUGCAUAUCGUUUGAUGAUUCGUCAAAAUGCUGACAACUAUUUGCUGCGAUUUCGUCGAUUGUUUCAGCAGUAUUGCGUUGACAUGUAUGUAAAAAUAGAAACGGAACGUUUAACAUUUAUUAGGUUGAACCAAGCCAAACUGCGUUCUGAGGAGUACAUCCAUUUACGUGGUGCAGUUAGUACUGAAGGAAAUGCAGCUAAUAUUGGUCGAUUAACUAUUCUGCCGGCGACGUACAUUGGUAGCCCACGUCAUAUGCAUGAAUAUGCACAAGAUGCAAUGACAUAUGUUCGUCAUUACGGCCGGCCAGAUCUCUUUAUUACUUUUACCUGUAAUCCAAAAUUGAUAGAAAUUACUCAAUUGCUGCUUCCCGGACAAACAUCAAAUGAUAGACACGACAUCACAGCACGUAUAUUCAGGCAAAAAAUUCGGUCCCUGAUGAACUUUAUUGUUAAACAACGCGUCUUUGGAGAUACUCGAUGCUGGAUGUAUUCAAUCGAAUGGCAAAAGCGAGGCCUGCCGCACGCACACAUUCUUAUUUGGUUAGUGGAAAGAAUUCAGCCUGACCAAAUAGAUGAUAUCAUAUGUGCCGAGAUUCCUGAUCAUGAAGUCGAUCCAGACCUACAUGAUGUUGUUACUACUAAUAUGAUUCAUGGACCGUGUGGUGCCAUCAACCCCCAAUCACCUUGCAUGGUCGAUGGAAAGUGCUCUAAACGAUAUCCACGGAAAUUAACGGCGGAGACUGUCACUGGCAACGAUGGGUAUCCGCUGUAUCGGCGUCGAUCACCAGAUGACAACGGUCGAACUGUCACAACGAAAGUGAAAAGAAUGGAUUUCGUUGUCGACAACAGUUGGAUUGUUCCAUAUUCGCCACUUAUUUCUAAAACGUUCAAGACACAUUGAACGAAAGGCAGUGAUAUGGCGGUUUUUGGAUUGCAAUCCUCGAAUACCAACGAUGAAAUUUCACGCUAUCAAGUUGGUCGUUAUGUGAACUGUAAUGAAGCGAUUUGGCGUAUAUUCGCAUUUCCCAUUCACGAACGUCAUCCUACUGUUAUACAUUUGGCGGUGCAUCUAGAGAAUGGUCAACGAGUAUAUUUCACGGCUUCGAAUGCUACGCAACGUGCUGAAACACCUCCAGCAACUACAUUGACCAGUUUUUUUUGCAAUCUGCCAAAGCGAUCAGUUUGCACGAACUUUGAUUUACUCGGAGAUGCCACGUUAUUAUACUUGGAAUGCUUCAUCCAAGAAUUUUCAAAGACGGAAGCAAGGUGAUGCGGUUUCUGGGUAUCCAGAUGUGCGUUCUACUGAUGCUCUUGGUCGUAUGUAUACAGUUCAUCCAAAGAAUGAUGAAUGUUUCUAUUUGCGGUUGUUGCUGGUAAAUGUGCGUGGACCAACUUCAUUUGAGACACUACGAACUGUUAAUGGUGUAAUAUUCCCAACAUAUCGUGCUGCAUGUGAAGAAUUGAACUUAUUAGAAAACGAUACCCAUUGGGAUACGACAAUCGCUGAAGCCAUUAUCUCUGCAUCUCCAAGUCAGAUACGCACAUUAUUCGCUAUCAUAAUUUCGACAUGUUUUCCAUCAAACCCAUGUAACCUGUGGCACAAAUACAAGGAUAGUAUGUCAGAAGAUAUGUUACAUCAAAGUCGUGUCAGUUCCAGAAAUCACGAUAUUGAGAUGAAUGAGGAGAUACAUAAUCGUGCUUUACUCUUGAUCGAAGAUAUGUGUUACCUCAUGUGCGGUAAUUUAUUAAUCAGGUUAGGAAUGCCAGCGCCAAAUCGUGAAAUGAAUGACGCAUUUAAUCGAGAAUUGGAACGGGAACGUGAAUAUGAUCACCAGGAAUUAGAUUUAGUAGUUCAAAGGAAUGUACCCCUGUUGAAUUACCAACAAAAGAAAGUUUAUGAUACUUUAAUGAAGGCAAUCGCUGAUGAAAAUGGUGGUUUAUAUUUCCUAGAUGCCCCUGGUGGAACUGGCAAGACAUUCCUCAUGUCAUUAGUUUUAGCAACUGUUCGGGCGAGAUCCAACAUAGCGGUUGCAGUUGCUUCUUCUGGAAUAGCAGCCACAUUGUUAGAAGGAUGCCGUACGGCUCAUUCAGCAUUCAAAUUACCGUUAAAUCUUCAAACUAUUGAAGAACCAAUGUGUAAUAUGGCAAAACACUCAGCAAUGGCCAAAGUUUUAGCGACAUCGAAAAUCAUCAUCUGGGACGAAUGCACAAUGGCGCAUAAACGUGCAUUAGAAGCACUUAACCGAACAUUAAAAGAUUUACGCAAUGACUCGAGAUGUUUUGGAGGAGCAAUGAUUUUACUGUCUGGCGAUUUCCGCCAAAUACUGCCAGUAAUUCCAAGAUCUACGGCUGCCGACGAAAUAAACGCUUGCCUCAAAUCGUCAAAUCUAUGGCGCUAUGUGAAGAAACUGCAGCUGACAACAAACAUGAGAGUUACAUUGCUUAAUGAUACAUCUGCUGAAGAUUUCUCGGAGCAAUUGCUGACUAUCGGUAAUGGUCAAGUACCUGUCGAUGAAUCGAGCGGAUUAAUAUCAUUUCCAAAUAAUUUCUGUAAUUUUGUCUCAUCAAAAGACGAACUUAUCAACAAUGUAUUUCCAAAUAUUAUUUCUAACUACAAAAAUAAUGAAUGGUUGAGUGAGCGAGCAAUUUUAGCGGCUAAGAAUAAAGAUGUAGAUGACCUGAACUACAUAAUUCAAAAUAAGAUCAUUGGAACAAUGCAUUCAUUCAAAUCUAUUGACUGCGUCACAAAUGAAGAUGAAGCCACCAACUAUCCAAUUGAAUUUUUAAACUCUUUGGACGUGCCUGGCUUACCACCGCACAAUUUACGCCUAAACGUUGGCUCCGUAGUAAUCAUGCUUCGAAACAUAAACCAACCAAAACUGUGCAACGGUACGCGUUUGGUGGUUAGUAAAUUGAUGAACAAUGUAAUUUACGCUACGAUAAUGAUAGGAAAAUUCAAAGGUGAGGAAGUUCUCAUUCCGAGGAUCCCGAUGAUCCCAACCGAUAUGCCGUUUGAAUUUAAAAGACUUCAAUUUCCGAUACUUCUUGCAUUUGCCGUGACAAUCAACAAAUCACAAGGCCAAUCCUUAAAAGUUUGUGGUUUAAAUCUAGAACAUUCAUGUUUUUCCCAUGGUCAAUUAUACGUGGCAUGUUCACGGGUCGGAAGACCAUCUGCGUUGUUUGUUUUUGCGCCUGAUAAUAAAACAAAAAAUGUCGUGUAUCACAAGGUGCUUAAGUGAAGAGCAACCUAUGUACUAAAAUACAGAAAUAAUAAUGAAUGAUUAAUGUAGUUAUUUAAUUUUAUUUUGUAUUUUUUCGAAUAAAAUAAAAAAAAACUGCUUAUUUAUUGCCAUUAAGGCGGAACAAAGUUCGCCGGGUCAGCUAGUAAUUUAAAUAUUUCAAACAUAUUUUUAUGAAUGAUAUUUGUAAAACAUAUGUUGCCCAUAACGUUGCCAUAUAUCAUAAUAAAAUUUUAUAGAAAUUAAGCAUUGACUGUGAAACGCAAACGACUACUCAGUUUGCAACAAUACUUAGCUAAGAUUUUAUUUAGACACAACUUAAGUAUGGACUGUGAAACCGGGCAUUAGCCAUACAAAAUUCUAUACCUAAAUGCCCAUAACGAUGCCAUAUAUCAUAAUAAAAUUUUAUAGAAAUUAAGCAUUGACUGUGAAACGCAAACGACUACUCAGUUUGCAACAAUACUUAGCAAAGUUUUUAUUUAGGCACAACUUAAGUAUGUACUGUGAA